Molecule: messenger RNA, 2426 nt
Organism: Hippopotamus amphibius kiboko
Lineage: Eukaryota; Metazoa; Chordata; Mammalia; Artiodactyla; Hippopotamidae
Gene: CYSLTR1
Product: cysteinyl leukotriene receptor 1
Exons: 3
Coding region: 279-1301 (340 amino acids)
Biological process (GO): G protein-coupled receptor signaling pathway
Cellular component (GO): plasma membrane
Molecular function (GO): leukotriene receptor activity
Source: RefSeq, a predicted model, not a curated record
GGCGUGUACUUUAAGGGACCUCCGGGGUAUUCAGAUUUACUGUACAGCUCACCAACAACGAUUAGCUUUCCAAGGGAUGAAUAGAUUGGAUUUACUGAAGACUUGGAGCUUGCUUCUGAGAGUGAAUGCAAAAGGACCCUAAACUGUCAACCUUGAAGUUAGCAGCUUAGGCUUCAUCUGAUAUUACAUCAUAAGGACCACUGAUCACUAACCAAGAACAUUGGUGAACAGUACUGCAGUGUCAGAAAGAGGCACCAAGAAGACAUUCCUAGAGAAACAUGGAUGGAGUUGGAAAUCUGACAGUAUCUUCUUCCAGUAAUAACACAUGCAAUGACACUAUUGAUGACUUCCGCAAUCAAGUGUAUUCCACCUUGUACUCCAUGAUCUCCGUUGUGGGCUUCUUUGGCAAUGGCUUUGUGCUCUAUGUCCUCAUAAAAACAUAUCAUGAGACGUCAGCCUACCAAGUAUACAUGAUUAAUUUAGCAGUAGCAGAUCUACUGUGCGUGUGCACACUGCCUCUCCGUGUGGUCUAUUAUGUUCACAAAGGCAUUUGGCUCUUUGGUGACUUUUUGUGCCGCCUUAGCACCUAUGCCUUGUAUGUCAACCUCUAUUGUAGCAUCUUCUUUAUGACAGCCAUGAGCUUUUUCCGGUGCAUCGCAAUUGUUUUCCCAGUCCAGAACAUUAAUUUGGUUACACAGAAAAAAGCCAAGUUUGUGUGUGUUGGUAUUUGGAUUUUUGUGAUUUUGACUAGUUCUCCAUUUUUAAUGUCCACAUCUUACAAAGAUGAAAAGAACAAUACCAAGUGCUUUGAGCCUCCACAGGACAAUCAAGCUAAAUAUCAUGUCUUGGUCUUGCAUUAUGUGUCAUUAUUUUUUGGAUUUAUCAUUCCUUUUGUUAUUAUAAUUGUCUGUUACACAAUGAUCAUUUUGACCUUACUAAAAAAUUCAAUGAAGAAACAUCUAUCAAGUCGUAAAAAGGCUAUAGGAAUGAUCAUAGUUGUGACAGCUGCCUUUUUGAUCAGCUUCAUGCCAUAUCAUAUUCAACGCACCAUACACCUUCAUUUUUUACACAAUGAAACUAAACCCUGUGAUUCUGUCCUUAGAAUGCAAAAGUCAGUGGUCAUAACUUUGUCUCUGGCUGCAUCAAAUUGUUGCUUUGACCCUCUCCUAUAUUUCUUUUCAGGGGGGAACUUUAGGAGAAGGCUGUCUACAUUUAGAAAGCAUUCUUUAUCCAGUCUGACUUAUGUACCCAAGAAGAAGACCUCCCUGCCAGAAAAAGGAGAAGAAAUAUAUAAAGAAUAGUUUAAAUCCAUCUUUGAUGAUUCCCAAAUGAGUAUGUUCUCAAAUCAUUCACAAUAAAAAUAAAAAUUACCAUUAAUAACUUACAAAUACUUAGCUGAACGUGUAAUAAAUCUAUCUCAUUUAUGAAUCCAUAUUAUUAGAGGUCCUAAAGAUAUAAUUUAAAUGUUAAAACUUCAGUCCACAUCUAUGAACUAAAUUAUAAUUUAGUGGUUUUUUGAUCAUUCACCUAAAAGUGAAGAAUAUUUAUAUCUUGGCACUGUAAAAAGUAGGUCUGAGAUCAAGGUUUUCUCCCACAAAUAAAAGCUUUACAAGGGAUAAGACCUAGCUUUUUAAGAUAUAAAUAUAGCUAAUAGUUUUCUCAGUGAUUCUAACAUAUUCCUUUGCAUGCAUGACAUCAGAUGAGAACUGGAAUGACCCAAAAGCUACAUGAAAUGUACUAUUACCCUUUCUUUGUAGUAUUGACUGGCUAGGCAAAGUAUGACCAUUUCUCCCAAAAGAAAAUGUGCAACUGUUAGAAAACCCUAGUCUUCAGUCAAAUGGCCCUAAAGGCUCCAUUCAAUGUACAAUCUGGAAACUGAGGAAGAUAAACCUGAUCAAAAGCCAGUUUGUUUCCAAUUUUCUUCUGCUUUUGCCUUAAGGCCCCCAAAAAAGUAUAGUGAAGUUUUUGUUGCUCAUUGAGGUUCUUAUAUGGAAUUCUCUCCCUACAUGACAUACAAUCCUUCCUUAAGAAACCAGACAACUGGCACUAACAUAUAUGAACGGAAGUAAUUAAAAAUGUAUCUAAAGAAGAAGAAAGGGGGUCUACUUUUCUACACACUUAUUACUGGGAUCAAAAUUAACUGCAACUGGUCUCUGAAUAAAAUUUUGAAUGUUGCUAUUGCAAAUUUUUAAGACAUACAUAUAUUCAUGCAUAUGUGUAAAACUAUAUGUAAGAGAUUUUGCUCUGUGCAUUUAUGAGUGGAAGUUAACUAUAAGCUUUGUUAUUAUUUUUUACUUUUUACUUAUAUUGUCUCAUUGACAGGAAUACCAAGGAUAUGUUUACAAUGAUUUUUAUAUUACAGUGGAAGCUUUCUUCUUAAGACAGCAACAGCUUGAUUAUGGCUGAAAUAUAAUGUUCAUGGGCAA